Molecule: messenger RNA, 669 nt
Organism: Culex quinquefasciatus (southern house mosquito)
Lineage: Eukaryota; Metazoa; Arthropoda; Insecta; Diptera; Culicidae
Exons: 4
Coding region: 1-669 (222 amino acids)
Source: RefSeq, a predicted model, not a curated record
AUGGAAAACUUUGAGAAAACAACGGAAGAAACUAUUAACGAUGUUGACUACGGCAUCCUGCGUUCCGUGGCCAAGCUCCAGUCGCACAUCGGCGACCUGGAGCGCAGCGUGUACCACCCGCUGGUGACACUCUUCACGGACGGUGCCCUGCACGCGGAGUUGGCCGCGUACGUAAAGUACAUCCGCGAGCUGCCGGAUAACGACUUUGGUGGCGCAGGUGGCGCGGUCGAACCGGAUUGGGAGGACCAGGAGUUGGAUUACGAGAUUCGGGAGCUGCAGCUGUUUAUCCAGAACGCGAAGGACGCCGUGCGGGAGCUGGUGGGGGAGGAUGGGCCGGAAGGAGUUCGGGAUGUGGACGAAAUUCACCGCAAGACAAGCGAAACCAAAGAGGAGUACAGGAAGACGGUCGAGGAGAAGCGGGAACUGCUGGCCUCGAUCGCAGAGCGGAAGAAGGAGGCCAAGCAGCGACGGCACGACCUGGAGAUGGUCAAGGAAGGACUCAAAGCACAACUGGAGGAAUCUACCUCGACCAACAAGAAGCUCCAGCAGGAAUCGACCAAGCUGCAGCGCGAGCUGGACCUGCUAAAAUCACGGCUAGCCCGGAAGAAGGGUUCCCCCGCUCCUCGUCGCCACAACUGGACCUCGCUGUAUCCUUCAGAGGAGAAGUAA